GUGCUCUCAUAACACAGUCACCACUCGUUUGUGUCCAUUGUUGUGGUCACUGAAGACACUGAAGACACCAUUUGUUUGACUAUUUUGUGCUCAAUUUAUUUUAUACAUAUCAUUAAACGUGUAUUUCAUUGAUAUCUAAUCGCCAAUUGAUCCCAAGAUGUCAUCGGUGGUGAGGUUUAGGCGCAUACGCGAUGACAGCCAUUACAUCUAUUUAGACAUUGAAUUAGACUUCGAGAGCGGAGACAAAACGGUGCCACCAAUUGGUGUCCGACAGUACAAACUGAUGAUAAUGUCGUCCAUUAGGUCACUGUUUGGUGACUUCGGGGCCAAACUUCUGGUCGAUUUGAUCCAAUACAGAGACCGAGACUUUCGGGCUAUCAUUAGGAGUAACGCCAAAGAUUUAGUUCGCAUAAGAAAUGCGUUAAUAAUGCCAUUGGAUUGGGAGCACAGGGUUUGCCGCUUCCGUAUACAUAAGAUCUCUCAUUCGUUGUCAUCGCUGGCCAUCGAUCCCAUCAAACCAUUAAUCCUCGACAAUGAUGUCUAAGACAGUGAUCUCUAUUUUUAUAGUUAAAUACCGUUUAAAGUAAAUAUCAAUUGAAUCCAAUGUUCAAUAAAUACAAGACAUCCACCAAUUAGUUGACAUACAUUUGAGUCAAUUAAUCGCAAACACGAUAUUAAUCUCAGUUUUUAAUCAAUGAUAACAUAAUUGUCUUUUAUAUACAGCAAUAAAAAAUGAAAAAACGAUUCAAUGAUAUAAUGGACACAAAAAUACGCGAAU
Messenger RNA from Oppiella nova, 778 nucleotides. Lineage: Eukaryota; Metazoa; Arthropoda; Arachnida; Sarcoptiformes; Oppiidae. The record is from the annotation of a GenBank genome assembly.